AUCGGACUUUUAAAAGCCAUGUAACACAUUACACAAGCUAAUUUGCGAUUGCAUGCUAAAGAUGCCGCCGGCAGGAACGCGACCAGCUGCAGAACCGGAAGCUCUGAAAUAUAAACUAAUAGGAGCCAUUGCAUGGCAUGCGUGCACAAUCGCUACAUCAAACGUUGUCUUUGCCGCUGUCGUGCUGCCGCUCAGUUUAAGCAGCCUUUUCCAACCUACCGGAGUACUCGUACAUGCAUUUCUCUAUGCGCUUCAACUGGCGUCGCUUUUAGGCCACCGAUUGGUCCUGUCAUCUAAUGAGUUUGAGCCACUGACUUCUGCCAAAUUGGGCAUUCAUGGCCGGACUUGGAUAUCGCUGUUUCUCACUCGUGUCAUCGCCCGGGGACGAUCCUGGAACUCCGUCAUGGCAACUGCUGGAUUCUUCGGGGCGAACAUCCUGUCAGCUGUCGGUUACGCCGCGCUGUACGGGCGUCUGAAGGUCGGCCCUCACGCGGCGAACAUGUGGACCCUGUGGUUCGGCCUGCUGCUGGCCAUCUGCUAUUCAUGUAACCACUUGCUCAGGGGACAUGACGUCUUGGCUUAUCCCGUGCUUCAGAGGCAUCGCUGGUUCCGCCUGAAGGAACGCGUGCCAGGAGCGCUACUGGCGGCCGCCACGUCCACAGCUGUGGCGCUCGCUUUCUCCAUUGCCAUCCGGCAUUCGCUACUGCUGCGCCCUAGUCUGCUGUACGGAUGGGCGAUCUCGGGGAUGCUGUGUUCGUUGGGCUGGGUGCUUGGCGGCAGCCUGCUGCAAAUCGUAUUUAGCGAGCGACUGCAUUUGGCCAAGUUCGGCGACCCGGACCCGAACGCGCCGCUGCUCUUGGAACUUGCGGGCAGCAACACGUUCAUGCAG
Molecule: messenger RNA, 889 nt
Organism: Volvox carteri f. nagariensis
Lineage: Eukaryota; Viridiplantae; Chlorophyta; Chlorophyceae; Chlamydomonadales; Volvocaceae
Exons: 3
Source: RefSeq, a predicted model, not a curated record